AACGGAUCACAAAUUAUCUCUUCUUCACUGUCCGGAGAUCUUCGUGGACCAUCGGAGCCGCGAUACGCACGACAUUUAUAAACGCAUUUAAAAACAGGUCAAAGACCCACAGAGCCACCAGCUUUCCUCCCCAUGGCCACGAUUCGUCAAUGUUGUGAAGUCGUUGUCAUUUCACUCAUUCUACCGUUCUACGUUCUCGGCCGACUCGCGACAUCGUUUUUCACGUAUGAACGCCCCAAGACUUGGCGUGCUGUCUGCACGCAUGCAUUGUUUCGAUUGGCCGCGCACAGUGUGACCUUCGUGAAGCUCAUCUUGGUUGAAACUACCGAUACAUACAUUAAGUGGACCAAUAGCGCUGGAGUCGUACCCGUCAUGGAAGAGCUACCGGACGGUGCGAAGCUCCUAUGGAUGGGUCCAAAGAGACUGGACAAAGUUCUAUUUUACGUGCACGGUGGCGCAUUCUUAUUUGGCUGCAGUCCAUCGUUCAUGCACUUCUUCCGGCUUCUACAAUUAGAACUCAAUAAGCGGAAUAUCAAUAUAGGCAUCGUUUUACUGGCUUAUAAACUUGCACCGGACGCGGUAUUCCCCAGCCAAGCUAUUGCCGCCAAAAACGCUCUUGAACAUCUCUUUCGCGCCGGAGUACAGCCACAGAACCUUCUCAUUGCGGGGGACUCUGCCGGAGGGAACCUCGUCCUCCAAAUCUUACAGCAUAUUAUUGAUCCGCGACCGACGAUUCCUCCCCUUACUGUCACUCCAACUUCAAAGUUUCUCGGUGUCCUGCUCAUUUCUCCUUGGAUAUGCCUUGACGGAGCUGAGUCGUUCAAAGUCAGUGACAAGUACGACCUAAUCAGUGCACGUACAUACCAUUACUUGGGCAGUCAGAUCCUUUGUGAUGUUCCUGAAGGAGAUAAGGCAUUCAUCGAUCCCGUAGGAUUUGGAGGCCGACCAUUUAUGAUCGAUACGCUGGCACAUAAAGUGCUGGUUACCUCAGGGGAGAAGGAGUGCAUGCAUCCGACACAUAAGCUGCUGGUGGAGAAAUAUUUGAAGGGAGACGUGCACUUCGCGGUUACGAAGGGAGUCAAUGGGAUCCACGAUGAUAUGCUCUUUGAUUUUGUGAUUCCAGGGGAGAAGGAGGAACGGUUGAGUCCAACGACGUGGGUGAUCAUUGAUUGGUGUGCGCGGUUGUUUGGUGAGAAAGGGUGAUGCUGUGGCUUUUUAUUCGAUGACGUAGCAAUACGUACCUGCGUUACCCAAUGGUUUGGCGCUCAGUGAAAAAUUGAAGAGUAUUUAUAUAAGAUGAAGGACUGGUUCAUGUCUGA
Messenger RNA from Desarmillaria tabescens, 1319 nucleotides. Its product is annotated as Alpha/Beta hydrolase protein. Gene Ontology annotation, molecular function: lipase activity. NCBI's taxonomy places the organism in Eukaryota, Fungi, Basidiomycota, Agaricomycetes, Agaricales, Physalacriaceae. The record is from RefSeq and is a predicted model, not a curated record. The transcript has 4 exons. The coding region runs from base 133 to 1203 and encodes 356 amino acids.